Molecule: messenger RNA, 1042 nt
Organism: Naegleria gruberi
Lineage: Eukaryota; Heterolobosea; Eutetramitea; Acrasida; Naegleriidae
Exons: 1
Coding region: 1-951 (316 amino acids)
Source: RefSeq, a predicted model, not a curated record
AUGUUGAAGAAAGUUGUUCGCGCUGUUCCUUCUACUACAAGACAGCAAACACUUGCUCGCACCUCUGUUAUUGUUGUUGGUAAUCAUCAUCAUAAUUGUUCUUGUUGUGCUUGUGCAUCAUCUUCCCGUUCAUUCUCGACUAGUACUUUGCAACAAAAUGAAAAACAACCAAGUCAAGAAAUUGAUAUUAGAUCAUCAAACAGAGUUCAAGAUAUAUUAAAUAGUGGACAAUUUAGUGUUAUAGUUCCACCUGUUUCUAUUCCGGAAGAAGGAUUUGAUUUUAAUUCUUUAACAGCAGAAAAAUUACAAGAUAUUAGAGAAAAUCAACGUAUUAAAAAGGCUAUUUUCCACAUUCCUGCUGAAGGAGAAGGAAGAUUGGCUCUUGAAGAAAGAUCAAAAGGAUUGGCUGCUUCUGAUUUGUCUCCAGAAGAAAAUGAAUACAUGGAAGAAAUUCAAAAAGAACAAGAAAAGGCUAGAAGUUUGUUAAAGAAUAUGAUGGAAAAGGAAGGAGUUGAUGAAAAUUUGAAAUCAUCAAUUCAAGCUAUUUUCAACGUUGAACAAAAGUUGAAGAAACAAUCCGGACAACAAAGAACCCUCAAAGUUUUGAAGGAAGCCAAGUUGAAGGGAGUGGAGGAUAUCAAAAGUGUAGUCUCUCAAAUUAAUAAUGAACAAGCUACAGUUUCUAAUCAUACAGCUCGUGGAGAAAUUCUUGGUGGAGGUGAAGCCAUGAAAAGUAUUUAUGAUCCUGGAUACAAUCUUGAAGAUAGGUGGAAGAAUAUUAGAUCUAGAUAUAGUGAAGAAGAAUAUAAGAGAAGUGCUACAUUUUCAGAACUUCUCAAAUAUUUUGUUGCAUUCUCAAUUGCUUCAUUUGUUUGUCUUGGUCUCGCUGUUCCAGGUUUCAAGAAGUAUAUUAUUGGUAUUGAUAAGUCUAAGGCUGCUCUUAAGGAAUAAUUCUUGUUGUGCCGGGAUUAAAAAAGCACAUUUUGAGAUAUUGAACGGAUUUGAAAGAUUUUCUGUAUAAAAGGAUUGCAAAAUUAAAGUU